GGGCAGCCGAGGGGGCGGGUGCUGUGGAGCGGCGGGUUCGGCCGGGGCUCAGCCUGCGGUCCGCUCCGCCCGAAGCGCGGAGGAGCGGGGCCCGCCGCCCAGUUCUUCCAUGAGGCCUGAGUGAGGCGCAGCGGAGAGAGCCGGCCUGCGGCGCCUCCCCCCGCAUCCUAUCCGGAGCGCAGCGGCCCCCGGAGGAGGAGGAGGAGCAUGUCGGAGGGUUUCGAUCGGGCUCCAGAACAAACAAGGCCCCUGAGAGCUCCACCUAGUUCACAGGAUAAAAUCCCACAGCAGAACUCAGAGUCAGCAAUGGCUAAACCCCAGGUGGUAGUGGCUCCCGUAUUAAUGUCUAAACUGUCUGCGAACGCCCCUGAAUUUUACCCAUCAGGUUAUUCUUCUAAUUAUACAGAAUCCUACGAGGAUGGUUGUGAGGAUUAUCCCACUCUAUCAGAAUAUGUUCAGGAUUUUUUGAAUCAUCUUACAGAACAGCCUGGCAGUUUUGAAACAGAAAUUGAACAGUUUGCAGAGACCCUGAAUGGCUGGGUUACAACAGAUGAUGCUUUGCAAGAACUUGUGGAACUCAUCUACCAACAGGCUACGUCUAUCCCAAAUUUCUCUUAUAUGGGAGCUCGCCUGUGUAAUUACCUGUCCCAUCAUCUGACGAUAAGCCCACAGAGUGGCAACUUCCGCCAAUUACUACUUCAAAGAUGUCGGACUGAAUAUGAAGUUAAAGAUCAAGCUGCAAAAGGAGAUGAAGUGACUCGAAAACGAUUUCAUGCAUUUGUACUCUUUCUGGGAGAACUUUAUCUUAACUUGGAGAUCAAGGGAACAAAUGGACAGGUUACAAGAGCAGAUAUCCUUCAGGUUGGUCUACGAGAAUUGCUGAAUGCCCUCUUCUCUAAUCCAAUGGAUGACAACUUAAUUUGUGCAGUAAAAUUACUGAAGUUGACAGGAUCAGUUUUGGAAGAUGCCUGGAAGGAAAAAGGAAAAACUGAUAUGGAAGAAAUUAUUCAGAGAAUUGAAAAUGUUGUCCUAGAUGCAAACUGUAGCAGAGAUGUAAAACAGAUGCUCUUGAAGCUUGUUGAACUCCGGUCAAGUAACUGGGGUAGAGUCCAUGCAACUUCAACAUACAGAGAAGCAACACCUGAAAAUGAUCCUAACUACUUUAUGAAUGAACCGACAUUUUAUACAUCUGAUGGUGUUCCUUUCACUGCAGCUGAUCCAGAUUACCAAGAGAAAUAUCAAGAAUUACUUGAAAGAGAGGACUUUUUUCCAGAUUAUGAAGAAAAUGGAACAGAUUUAUCAGGGGGUGGUGAUCCAUAUUUGGAUGAUAUUGAUGAUGAGAUGGACCCAGAGAUUGAA
Molecule: messenger RNA, 1359 nt
Organism: Marmota flaviventris (yellow-bellied marmot)
Lineage: Eukaryota; Metazoa; Chordata; Mammalia; Rodentia; Sciuridae
Source: RefSeq, a predicted model, not a curated record